GGUGACAGCGUGAUCUCAAAAAAUGGAGAGGACGGUGUCGUUCUCGACUCAUCCUAUUUUAACCUCAAGUCAAACACAUUAUCAGAGCGCGUGGUAAAGGAGACCUGAAUAAUGGAGGCCAAAUUGUAAAAGCAAAUGUAUGCAUCGAUAUGAGCUAGGCUUCCAGUUUCUGGACAAUUCAAUCCAUUCACAUCACAGCUAGCUAGCUAUGUAUGAGGUUACCUGUCCAUUCUUCAAUCCUCUACGAAGUGAGUAGUCCAUGGAAUCUGCCAUAGCUGCGGUUGCAGGUGAGCUCGUCAGCCGGUUCAUCUCCUUCGCGUUGAACAGAUGCUGCUCCUCAAGCUACGAAAGAUCGGAGGAGAAGCGGGAGAGGCUGCGGCACCUCCUGAUGAGGUCUCACACCGUCGUCGAGGAGGCAGAUGCACGGCACAUCACCAACUCCGGGAUGCUGACGCAGCUGAAGGUGCUGUCGGAGGCCAUGUACCAGGGCUACCAUGCGCUGGACGCCCUGAGAUUCCAGCUCGACGACGAGUUCUUGCUCCGGCGGCGAAAGGGGAGGGCAAGGCACAGGCCGCACUGGAGAACCUGGAAACAGCCAUGGCGAACAGCGCAGAGUUCGUCGCGCUUCUGUGCGGGUGUGAGCGCCUGUCCCGUCGGCCCUACGACGCGUACCUCUACCUCGGGAGUAUCAUGUUUGGCCGACACGCCGAGAAGCAAAGGCUCCUCAACUUCUUGCUGCAGCAGCAGCCAGGCGACGACGGCGCACCGCCUCCCGUCCUCCCAAUCGUCGGCGCUCUUGCGGCCGGGAAGAAAACUCUGGUCGCCCACGUGUGCGCCGACGACAGGGUGCGCUCGAAAUUCGCUUCGGUGCUCCAUCUGAGAGGAGACGACUUCCUCCUGAACACCGUCCACCAUGAGAAGGCCAUGCUGCUGGGGGUAUCGUCACUCGUAGUUGUCGAGCUUGUCUCGGACGUAGGCGACGAGGAAUGGGACGCGUUCUACUCGUUCGUGGCGAGAGCGGCUAGUGCAGGAAGCAAGGUGAUCGUCAUAGCCAAGCAUGCAAGAUCAGUAGCAAGGUUUGGUGGGUCAGCAAGACCACCAAUCUUUCUCGGCGCUCUGUCGUACGAGGAGUUCUGGUACCUGUUCAAGAACCUGGCGUUCCAAGCCGCGGACCCGGGCGAGCAUCCAAGGCUAGUGCACAUAGCAGAGGGGUUUGCUAAGGAACUGCACCAGGGUGGAUCGCUUGUCGCAGCGAACGCGUUGGCUGAUGUGCUGAGAAGAAACCUGAACGCUCAGGUCUGGCUGUCGAUACUGAACAGGUGCAGAAGAGUGGUCGAGAAGAACCUCUGCGCCUACGGGCAGCAACCGAAGCUGCUCCUGGAGCAAGGCCGUGAGGUGGACAUAACGGAGUUCGUCGUUCCGAGCCCUGCUGGUAUUGGUCACCUUCGCAUGAUACCUUGUACUAGUAGAGGUAGUAGCAAGGCUUACUCUCGAGUUGUCAAUGAUCUACCAAAGGUGGCGUUUGGAGAGCUACUGUUAGAUCCUUCUGUUAGGCCCAAAGGAGAAUUUAGUCUGCUGACGUGGAAAUCAAGGUUACCCCCUUAUACUUCAUUCAUCAACUUCGUUCCAGAUUGCACCGCAGACAUGCCUCAAGGACAUAGCUUGUCAGGCAGGAAGCGCCAAGCAGUGCCUUUCUGAUAACACAAUGUAUUUACAUGUCGGAUGUACUGUUUUCAGACAUCUAGCUACAGUGAUUAUUGAACAGUUUGCAAGCUACUGCUGGAAUGUUGUUUACAAAACCA
Molecule: messenger RNA, 1802 nt
Organism: Zea mays
Lineage: Eukaryota; Viridiplantae; Streptophyta; Magnoliopsida; Poales; Poaceae
Exons: 2
Coding region: 328-1698 (456 amino acids)
Source: RefSeq, a predicted model, not a curated record